Messenger RNA from Mytilus californianus (California mussel), 2522 nucleotides. Its product is annotated as deleted in malignant brain tumors 1 protein-like. Gene Ontology annotation, cellular component: membrane. The transcript has 18 exons. The coding region runs from base 41 to 2449 and encodes 802 amino acids. The record is from RefSeq and is a predicted model, not a curated record. NCBI's taxonomy places the organism in Eukaryota, Metazoa, Mollusca, Bivalvia, Mytilida, Mytilidae.
ACAUUACUUAUAACAGCAGUGGGCAAACUGGUCACUCAAGAUGAAUUUAUGCUGCAUAUUUUUGUCAGUGGUCUUUGUACAGUCAGCAGUAGGUCAAGUGACAGUGCAGCUGUCUGGCAAAGCUUCCGGUACAAUACAAGUAACAAAAGAUGGCGUUAUGGGAACAAUAUGUGAUGACCAUUUCAACAAGGCAGACGCAGAAGUCGUAUGUCGUAUGUUAGGUAGCAAAGGUGGUGUGGCUUCACCAACUGCUGAAGGUGUAUUUCCACCAGGAACUGGGAAGAUUUUUUAUGAUGAGUUAAAUUGCGUUGGUACUGAACAGAAUAUAGAUCAAUGUCAAAGUGGCGCCAUUAACGACUGUUUCCAUAGCGAGGAUGCAGGUGUUAUUUGCGAUUCAAGUGAAGUUCAGUAUCGUUUGGUUGAUGGAUCGGAUCAGAACAGUGGUCGUGUAGAAAUUAAUAUCAAUGGUGUAUGGGGCACUAUGUGUGAUGAUGAGUUUGAUGCUACUUCUGCUAAGAUAUUGUGUAAACAACUUGGUCAUCCAUCAACAUAUGCGACACCAGCUGCGUUUGGUUCCGGGUUGACGACAGCACCAAUCUAUUUUGAUGACGUUCACUGUAUUGGUACUGAAACAGAUAUACUCAACUGCAAUAUGACAGCAAUAGGAGACAAUGACUGUGAUCACACUGAAGACAUCGGUGUUCGUUGCGCUGAUCAACCUCCAAAUGUCCAAGUGCGUCUGGUUGGUGGUACAACUACUGAUGAAGGUCGAGUAGAGGUCAACUUUGGUAAAGGAUGGGGAACCGUAUGUGAUGAUGGUUGGAAUGCCCAAGAUGCCACAGUGGUCUGCAAGAUGCUUGGAUAUACAGGUGGUAGUCCAAAACCAUUUGGCGGUGCGUAUUUCGGAGCUGGUACAGGAGACAUAUUAAUGGAUGAUGUUGCCUGUGCGGGAUCAGAGUCCACUCUAGGAAUGUGUAACUUUGGUGGUUUUGGAAACCACGAUUGUGAUCAUACCGAGGACGCCGGUGUAAGUUGUUCAGGCAAGGAUGUUGGGGGUGUAACAGCUGUUCGUUUGGUCGGUGGAUCUUCUGCUACUGAAGGUCGGGUUGAGAUCCAACAUGGCAGCCGAUGGGGUACAGUUUGUGAUGAUCAAUUCGAUGAUAGAGAAGCACGUGUUGUUUGUAGAAUGCUUGGAUUUAAUGGUACAGCUAUAGCAAUCGGAAAUUCCCGUUGGUCUGGAGCUACUGGCCCUAUUUUUAUGGACGAGUUGAAGUGUAGUGGUGCAGAGGCGAGCAUUGGAGAUUGUCAGUUUGACGGUUAUGGAAAUCAUGACUGUGAUCACACAGAGGACGCCGGUGUUAUCUGCAAUGCUGGUAAUAUCACCAAUGAUUUAAGAAUAAGAUUAGUGAAUGGAAAAACACAGUACGAGGGUCGUUUAGAGGUUAACUAUCAUGGUCAGUGGGGUACUGUUUGUGAUGACCAAUUUGACUACAGAGCUGCCAAAGUUGCAUGUAGAAUGCUAGGGUAUUCCGAAUCAAAUGCUCAAGCUGUACAUGCUGCCCAUUUUGGAGAAGGAACAGGAUCAAUUAUACUGGAUAAUGUUGCUUGUUCCGGACGAGAAGACAGCUUGUCUAGAUGUCGUCAUAAUGCAUAUUUAACCAAUAACUGUGACCAUUCAGAAGAUGUUGGAAUUCGAUGCGAAGGUAAAACUGAGAGUCCUGUCCGUCUAACUGGUACCUCAGUACCCUUUGAAGGACGAUUAGAGGUAUUCCAUUUAAACCAGUGGGGAACGGUUUGUAGUGAUGGGUUUAACAAACAAGCAGCUCAAGUUGUCUGUACUAUGCUGGGAUAUCCAAGUGAUACACCAGUAAUUAAACAGACAACAUCUGUCGGAUCUGCCACAACAAAUAGCUCUAUGCCUAUCUGGAUGGACCACGUACAAUGUCAAGGAAAUGAGACCUCACUCGACCAAUGCAGUCACGAUAGAUGGGGUACUAACCACUGUACACACAACCAGGAUGUUGUCAUACAAUGUAGAGCCCAUGGUAUUACCUGCUACCAUUGCGAUGGUUUAGAUAAACCUUCCGACUGUAAAGAAACCAUGCAAUGUGCAGCUGGAGAGGCUUGUGAGGAAGCAUCUUAUAUUGUAGAUGGAUUAACAAGAUAUUCACUGACAUGUCAGAGUAAAUUGGUAUGCGAUGCUAUUGCUAGCGGUGGUACUAUAGUUGGAAGAAAAAGACAGGCACAAACUGUAAAAGUGAAGUGUUGUGAUACUCCACUAUGUAACAAGAUGUUGUUAGACUUCGACCCAAAUGCACAAGGUCACAGUACAGGAGCAUGCGCAGACAAAGUUGGUAUUGACUGUAACCAACUAGACACACUUAAUAUUUGUGCAAACGCUCAGGCAGCUAAGUUAUAUUGUCCAAAACAUUGUGGUUUGUGUACAUAGGUUAGGUUGUACAUCUGGUUAGACUUUAUAUUUAAUUAAAAUAUACAUUUGGAAUAAAAUUGUAAAUAAAACA